This is a messenger RNA of Ricinus communis (castor bean), 1648 nucleotides long. RefSeq names its product probable 2-oxoglutarate/Fe(II)-dependent dioxygenase. The coding region runs from base 332 to 1438 and encodes 368 amino acids. The transcript has 4 exons. NCBI's taxonomy places the organism in Eukaryota, Viridiplantae, Streptophyta, Magnoliopsida, Malpighiales, Euphorbiaceae. The record is from RefSeq and is a predicted model, not a curated record.
AAGGAAAAGUACUGUUUUUCAAGAGCCUUAAUCUCUGAAUUAACAAAGCCAAAUCUUUCCAUAUCUUGAGGACAUUUUGCUUAAUAACUUUUUCAUUUUCCUCUUUCUGUUGGGUUUGAAUUUACAAAGAAGGUCCACUAUGAUUAGAAAAUAGGGGUAGGAUAUGAAAGUAUCUCUAUUCUUGUCAGUACAUGUGUAUAUAGCAAACAUUUGAAGCUAGGGUUUUGUCAUAAUAAGGACGGCUCAUUGAUCUUUUCACUGUUCUCUCAAGAGCUCACUUUCAAACAAAGAAAACAUAAAAGGGUAUUAGCUGUUUUAGCAAAUACUGGAAAUGGAGGAGCCAUCAAGAGAAAGAGCUCACAUAGGAUUAGGGAACUCUAUUCUAGUACCUAGUGUUCAAGAACUGGCUAAAGAUCAGUCCCUUGUCAAGAUCCCAUCUCGGUAUGAAAGACUGAAUCAGGAGGAUUCUCUGAAUAUUGCUGAUGAUGGGUCGUCUCUUUUGUCAGUUCCUGUCAUUGAUCUUGAAAGACUGGUUGCUGGAGAUCCCAUGGAUUCAGUGUUGGAGAAGUUGCACUCUGCUUGCAUAGAGUGGGGUUUCUUCCAGGUUGUAAAGCAUGGGGUCAGUAGUAGCUUGCUAGAGGGAUUACAGUUGGAAAUUGAGAAGUUUUUCAAACUUCCUUAUGAGCAGAAGAAGGAGCUGUGGCAGCAGCCAGGUAAUCAAGAAGGUUUUGGUCAGUCAUUUGUAAUAUCACAGGAGCAGAAGCUAGACUGGUCAGACAUGUUUGGUAUUAUUACCCUUCCUCCCUAUCUUAGGAACAAUGCUCUUUUUGACCAGCUCCCUCCAAAUCUCAGAGAGACUUUGAAAACUUACUGUAUUGAAACGAAAAAGCUAGGCAUGGAAAUCUUGAGUCACAUGGCAAAAGCCUUAAAGAUGGAUAUUGAGGAAAUGAAAGAACAAUUCAAUGAUGGCUUCCAGGUGAUGAGAAUGAAUUACUAUCCGCCAUGCCCUGAACCAAAGAAGGCAAUUGGAUUCACACCUCAUUCUGAUGCUGAUGCUUUGACAAUCUUGUUUCAACUCAAUGAAACUGACGGACUGCAAAUAAGAAAAGACGGGAGAUGGGUUCCUAUUAAACCACUUCCAAAUGCUUUUGUUGUCAACGUCGGAGACAUGAUGGAGAUUAUGAGCAAUGGUGUUUACAGAAGCAUUGAGCAUAGGGCAACAGUGAAUUCAACAAAAGAGAGGCUCUCCAUUGCAACCUUUUACACUCCAAAGCUAGAAUCUGUUUUAGGCCCUGCAGGCAGCCUCAUUGGUCCUCAUAGUCCACCCAUGUUUCGACAAGUCCCAAUAAGGAAGUACUUAGAGGAAUAUUUUGCUCGAAAAUUGAAUGGCAAAUCGUAUGUCGACUACAUGAGAAUACCAAACCCAAAUAACAUUUGAAUGGACUCGUGCAGUAAAUGUAAUAAAUUUCUGGCUCUUCCCCCUAUCAAAAUAGUAAAGAAUGUGGUAGCUGUAAUGUGCUGGGCCAUUCUCAGCAUAAUCAGUUGGGUAAGAAGACAGUUGUAUUUAUAUUCAAUAAAGGAAGUUGCCUUAACAAGCAAAUUGUUACAAUUUAACAUGCGUAUAAAAAGAUAAAAGAAUUUUAGUAUU